AUGCCAAAAAAACAGCAUCCAUAUUUAACAUCGAAUAUAUUUGGAAGAAUAUUCCAUUCCUGGGUGCUUGGUUUACUUGAAUUAGGACGUAAACGACCACUGGAAAUUGAUGAUGUAUAUCCUACUUUACCUGAUGACCGAAGUGAACCUUGGAUCGAUCUUCUGAAUAAAGAAUGGGAAAAUGAAAUCUUACGUGCUAAUAAAUCUCACAAGAAAAAAUAUAAACCAUCAUUAUUUCGUGCGACUUGGAAAACCUAUGGACAUCGAUAUUCUAUCGUCGGCAUUAUUCUAUUUAUUUAUACGAUAUGCCGUUUUAUUCAACCAUUUGUAUUAGCACGUUUUAUUCGAUAUUUUGCGCCAUGUUCAAAUAUAUCAUCAACCGAAGCCAUUAUUCUAGCUUCAUUAACAAGUGCCUUUCCUUGGAUUAUGUUUUUAUGUCGUCAUAUGGCAUUUACACGAAGUUUUCUUGCCGGUAUGCAUCUUCGAUGUGCCUAUAGUGGACUUGUAUUUCGUAAGAUUAUGAAAUUAUCUAUUGGAUCAUUAGGAAAAAAUUCAAGUGGGAAAAUUGUGAAUUUGUUAACAAAUGAUGUUCAAACCAUUGACCGCUUCUGUCUUGAUGGUCAUUUUCUUUGGAUUGGUGUACUUGAAACUAUUGUUGUACUUGUCAUUCUUUGGUCUUAUAUUGGUGUUACUAUUUUACUAGCUAUUAUUUAUACAUGUUUGGUUUUAUUUUUACAAAUGGUUUGUGGAAAAUGUAUUCAAUUGAUUUGGACAAAACGGAUUCGAAAAACAGAUCUACGUAUUAAAUUAAUGAAUGAAAUAAUAAAAUCAAUACAUCUUGUAAAAAUGUAUGUUUGGGAAAAACCAUUUCAAUCUAAAGUUGAACGUGUUAGAAAACAAGAAACUGUUUAUAUUAUUCUUCAAUCAUUAGUGAAUACAGUAAAGAUUGUGAAUGCAGCAUCAUUUGCAUCGACAUUUUUUUUGGUUAUAUUCGGUCUUCUGUGGUAUCGUGGAGCACCAUUUGAUACUGAUUUUUUUACGAUAGCGUUUGUGUUAGUUUUGUAUCUUCGUCAAACAUAUUUGCAUAAUCUUUCGAAUGCAUUCACAAGUCUGUCACAAUAUUGGGUAGCGUCAAGUCGUAUUACAGAAUUUCUACUCUGUGAUGAAUACAAUCGAUCGAAUGCAGUUUCUUAUGAUUUGAAAAAUGAAAAUGCACAUAUCGAUGUUGAAAACAUCGCAUCAAGUUGGGAGAACAGUGCAUCAUUUGGACUCAAUGAUAUCACAUUUUCUGCUGGGGUUGGUGAUUUAGUUAUGGUCAUUGGAUCAAUUGCUUCAGGAAAAAGUUCCCUAUUGAUGACAUUACUUGGUGAAAUGCCAAUAACAAAAGGAAAAAUUUCUUUUGCUAAGAAAUCACGUCUUUGUUAUGUACCACAAGAGUCAUGGAUAUUUUCUGGUACAAUCAGAGAAAAUAUUCUUUUUGGUCUUGAAUAUGACACACAAAAAUUCUAUCGAUGUAUCCAUGCUACAGCCUUAAAUAUUGAUUUAGAUAAUUUACCAUAUGGUGAUUCAACUCUUGUUGGAGAUAAUGGUGUGAUUUUAUCGGGUGGACAAAAGGCUCGAUUAUCAUUAGCGCGAGCACUUUACCGUGACGAUGGCAUUUAUUUACUUGACGAUCCAUUGUCAGCUGUUGAUGUUGAAGUUGCACGUCAUAUUUUUGAAAAAUGUAUUCUUGGAAGAUUAAAUUCAAAAGUUUGCAUUUUAGUAACACAUCAAAUUCAAUUUCUUAAAUAUGCAACAAAUAUUAUAUUCCUCGAUAGAGGCCAUCAAGUAGCUCGAGGCACUUAUGAUGAAUUAGUACGAACAUGUCCAGCAUUCACACAAUGGACAGAAACAACAACUCGAAAACUGGGCGUAGAUUUAACUUCAACAGCUACAUCAACUAGUCAAUUAAAUCUCGAUUCCAAACCAGAAUAUCUCAAUCAAUUCUCAUUAUUACCAGCAGGUGCAGGCAAUGAUGAAGAAGAAAAUUUCUUAAUACCAUCGGUUGAGAAACCAAUACAAAAGGAAACUAUUGAAACAAAACGAGUUGGUUCUGUGAAAAUGAAUGUUUUUAUGCGCUACAUAAGAGCUGGUGGUUGUGGAAUAUUUGGUUUAUUAUGUCUUUUUAUAUUAUUUGCAAUCACCAGUGCUCUUAUUUUACUUUCGAAUUGGUGGCUUGGCCGUUGGUCGAAUGCUGAACGUAUUCGGUAUAGACCAACAAAUAUAACGAAUUCUUGUUCAUCAAAUGCGCAAUCAUCGAUUAGUGAUAUGUCCAAUGAACAAUGGCUGAAAGAGAGAGAUAAAAAUUUUUACGUUCUACUUGGAUUCAGUUUGUUAACUGUUGUAUUAUUAUUUAUACGAACAGUGGCUUAUUUUAUAUCUUGUCAUAUCACAGCUCGAUCACUUCAUAAUCAAAUGUUUAAUUCACUACUUCAUGCGCCAGUACUUUUCUUUGAUACAAAUCCAAUCGGUCGUGUUGUUAAUCGUUUUUCGAAAGAUGUUUCGUCACUUGAUGAACAAUUAUCUGAUGUUACCUACAAUUUUGUUGAUGUAUUUUUUGGGAUAAUAUCAACAAUUAUAUUUAUUGCAUAUAUGCAACCAUUAUCACUCAUUUCAAUGGCAGUAGUAGGAAUUGCCUUGGAACGAGUUCGCCGAGUUUAUACACCAGCUGUACAAGAUGUAAAACGACUUGAAAGUUUAGCUCGAUCACCAAUUUAUUCUCAUCUAUCGGCAUCAAUACAAGGCGUACCUAUGAUUCGUUCUUAUGAAGCACAGCAAACUUGCAUACAAGAAUUUGCUCAUUGUCUCAAUGAACAUUGUCGAGUAUAUAGUAUUAUGCUUGCAAUGAAUCGGUGGUCGGGUAUGAGAGUUGACUGUGUGGUUGCAGGCUUUGUGGGUUUUCUAGCAUUUUCAUGUUUACUUACAUAUCAAAAUUUACCUAUAUCUGAUUUAAGUUUGAUGUUAGCUUAUUCAUUUACAUUGAUGGGUUCUAUUCAAUGGAUUAUUCGACUUACUGUUGAUGUUAUGAUACAGAUGACUAGUGCAGAACGUGUUAUUGAAUAUAUUGAUUUAGAGCCAGAAGAAUCUUCACAUAUUAGAAACUUUCAAAGUAUAUCACCGCAAUGGUCUAUAGGUAGUAUUGUAUUCGAUAAUCUUUCAUUUCGUUAUUCAUCAACAAGUCCAUGGGUACUUCAUAAUAUUAAUAUUUCUAUUCAACCAAAUGAAAAAAUUGGUAUUGUUGGUAGAACAGGCGCGGGGAAAACUUCAAUUAUUCAAUCCUUAUUUCGUAUGGCUGAAUUAGAUGGUCGAAUCUUAAUUGAUAAUAUUGAUACAAAAAAUAUUUCUUUGUAUGAUCUUAGACGACAUAUUUCAAUUAUACCACAGGAUCCUGUUUUAUUUAAUGAUACACUGCGAAUAAAUCUUGAUCCAUUCGGUGAAUAUUCUGAUAUUGAAAUUUGGAAUGCACUUGAUGAAGUACAACUUAAAUCUGAAAUGAUUGAAGGUUUACAACAACAAGUAACCGAAGGUGGAUCAAAUUUUAGUGUUGGGCAACGUCAAUUAAUUUGCUUAGCACGAGCACUUCUUCGAAAAAAUAAAAUUCUAGUUAUUGAUGAAGCUACCGCUAAUGUUGAUCAUAGAACCGAUGAACUGAUUCAAUUAGCUAUUCGGAAGAAAUUUGUAAGUUGCACUGUAUUAACAAUCGCUCACAGGUUGCGAACUAUCAUAGAUAGUGAUAAAAUCUUGGUUUUAUCUUAUGGUCAAGUUGUUGAAUUUGCAGCUCCUUAUGAACUAUUAUGUGAUGAUCAAUCUAAUUUUGCACAGCUUGCUUCUCAGGCAGGCCAUCGUGAAACUGCACAUCUAAUCCAACAAGCUAAAUUAGCUGCGAUGACAUCUCGUUAA
Messenger RNA from Rotaria socialis, 3939 nucleotides. Lineage: Eukaryota; Metazoa; Rotifera; Eurotatoria; Philodinida; Philodinidae. The record is from the annotation of a GenBank genome assembly.